Carica papaya (papaya) is the source of this 785-nucleotide messenger RNA. RefSeq names its product DNA-directed RNA polymerases II, IV and V subunit 6A-like. NCBI's taxonomy places the organism in Eukaryota, Viridiplantae, Streptophyta, Magnoliopsida, Brassicales, Caricaceae. Gene Ontology annotation, biological process: transcription by RNA polymerase I; tRNA transcription by RNA polymerase III; transcription by RNA polymerase II. Gene Ontology annotation, molecular function: DNA binding. The record is from RefSeq and is a predicted model, not a curated record. Gene Ontology annotation, cellular component: RNA polymerase III complex; RNA polymerase II, core complex; nucleus.
GGGGCUCUGUCACUUUUCCUUUAAUUGAUUGCUUCCUGUCAGCUAGGGUUUUGGGCGCGUAAGGCAGAGCACAGAGAAGGCAUCACCGGCAAUCUACAAUGGCAGACGAAGACUACAAUGAUGAUAUGGGAUAUGAGGAUGAGCCACCAGAGCCUGAGAUUGAAGAAGGUGCAGAAGAGGAUAUAGAUAAUAAGGAUAAUGAAGAUGUCCCUGGUGACGCUGUUGAAGCUGAUGAAAAAGAAGAGGAAGUGCCCAAAGAACGACCUCGUAAAACAUCAAAAUAUAUGACUAAAUAUGAGCGUGCCAGAAUCUUGGGUACCCGAGCUUUACAGAUCAGCAUGAAUGCUCCUGUCAUGGUUGAGUUGGAGGGUGAGACUGAUCCUCUUGAGAUUGCCAUGAAGGAGCUUCGUGAACGGAAGAUACCCUUUACCAUCCGACGCUAUCUACCUGAUGGAAGUUAUGAGGACUGGGGAGUUGACGAGUUGAUUGUGGAAGACACGUGGAAGAGGCAAGUUGGAGGUGAUUGAUCUAUUUGUUGUAUUCUACCCCUGUGGAAAUGGCUUGAGACUCGGUAUAUAGAAUUUUAACUUUUUGCCAGCCAUGUACACUUUUGGCGGGACAUGAUUAUGUUUUUGUAAUGUGUUGUGGCUGGAGUUCUACUGAAACCUCCUCUUAUUAGUGAAACUUUUUUUUUCUUGAGAAGUUAUGACUGAAACCGUAUACUAUGAAAAAGCAUGGUUUGGAGUCCUGACACUUUUUUCCAGUUAGGCAAUGAUUUUUUGGUA